Colletotrichum higginsianum IMI 349063 is the source of this 705-nucleotide messenger RNA. RefSeq lists its product as uncharacterized. The record is from RefSeq and is a predicted model, not a curated record. NCBI's taxonomy places the organism in Eukaryota, Fungi, Ascomycota, Sordariomycetes, Glomerellales, Glomerellaceae. The coding region runs from base 1 to 705 and encodes 234 amino acids. The transcript is spliced from 2 exons.
AUGAAGCCUUCAACUUUGUUCUGCGCCUUGGGCUUUGUGCAGUUGGGCAUGGCCAUUCCCGUCCCCGCAACCUUAUCAGAUCUCGUCACCCAUGUCAAAGGCGAGGCGCGUCGUCUGACCAAGAUCACCCGCGUGUCUAUGCAUCACACACCACCAAUCUCUACCGUCAAGGAACCCGAGGAACAGAAGAUCGAAUUCAGAUUCGACAACAGCCCCGUAUCACCAUCGGAAGACGUGCCUCCGUCACUUGUCCUGGCUGCGCCUCGCCCACUGAAGACCACCUACCUUCAAUCACUAUCUAAGCACCCGGGAUCAGGGAAGGACAGAGUGGUGGAUGUGGUGGGCGACGGGACUCCUGAGACGAUCAAGCCCAUGACGCUGGAGGAGGGGCUGGCGAAGUUGCUGCCGUCAAAGCCUCGCCUAGGCUGCUGGAAACACGUUCAGGGCCCCACGCCAUCCAUGUCAGUCGUGGAUCAGCACCCCGAUUUGAUUGUCCUCGGGGCCGUUCUUGCUCUGGUCCUUGUUUUACUGGUACUCGAGACCGUUGGCACAACAUUCCAAGGGGUCCGCCAGCACUAUGACCCCAGAGGGGAGAUUCGUUUGGAGGGAGACGAGAAGCCUUGCAAGUCGCCAUCAUUCCGCUGCGACUCGUGCGACUCGGUGCCUUACGAAGAUGACGUUGGCGUCCAAGGUCCGAGAUCAUGA